Messenger RNA from Eptesicus fuscus (big brown bat), 1386 nucleotides. RefSeq names its product mitochondrial ribosomal protein L35 (gene MRPL35). The record is from RefSeq and is a predicted model, not a curated record. Gene Ontology annotation, molecular function: structural constituent of ribosome. Gene Ontology annotation, biological process: translation. Gene Ontology annotation, cellular component: ribosome; mitochondrion. The transcript is spliced from 5 exons. Bases 676 to 1242 code for a protein of 188 amino acids. NCBI's taxonomy places the organism in Eukaryota, Metazoa, Chordata, Mammalia, Chiroptera, Vespertilionidae.
GUGCGUGCGUCCGCGCCGCCUCCCUGCGCCGGCGUACCGGAGGGCACCAACGCCAACUGCGCACGCGCAGCCUCCUUUUCCCGUCCCCGCCCCGGCAGCUCUAAGUGGGUGGGCCCGCCCUUGGCGGAAAGAAGGAUUUCUUUUUCCGGGUCGCGCUUUGGGUUCUGGUCAGCACCCCGAAUCCGGGGUUACGAGGUGAACGGGAGGCUGGGAAGGGCAUCUGAAACUCAGGCUUCGAUCCUCUCGGAAAACGAAUAGGUGUGACUCUACGGAGAAUUCAGCAAGGAAGCAUCUCAGCCGUCUCUGUCCGAUGGAUAUUUCGUAGAUAGGAAUCGACGUGGCCAAAUCGGUGUUGUCUUGGCUGGAGGCAUUGGUUUCGUUUGACAGUUCUUCUGGAGUCUUCCUGGAUGCGGGAGACUGGGUGAACGAACACUGGAGAGACCUUUGUGCGUAAUGUGUCGUUCACGUGACAAGUAGCUGAGUCGGGGAUCGGAACCCAGAUUCUUCGGGUUCACGACUUCUAUCUACUUCUUCCAGAUUAAACAGCGCAAGUUUUUAGUUAAAAAAUAAUUUGGCCGCAACCUGUGGUAUGGGUUGGGAAGAUAAGGAGGUCAAAGUACUCCACUGAAGCUAUAAUCAAGGCCUAAUGCGGCCGCCGUACGGCGGGGUGGCAAGAUGGCGGCUCCAGUUCUUGCAGGGGCUGUGAGAGUAGCAUCAGGAAUCUUACGACCCCUGAAUGCUUUGGCGUCUUCAGCCUAUCGAAACUGUGCCAAGAAUGCCCGUCUUAGUUCUGCACUGUCCACCCGACAUCUUUGUCAUAUUCAGACUCCAGUUGUUUCCUCUGCGCCCAGACUUAUGACAUCUGUCAGAAACCUGGCAUGGGGGCACACUGGAACAAUCCUCAGUAGAGUGGCCCCCCUGCUUCCAGAUGUGCUGAAGCUCCCUGUCAGAACCGUGACAUACUACAGUGUACGAAAAGGCAAGAGAAAGACUGUGAAAGCUGUCGUCAAAAGGUUUCUCCGACUUCAUUCUGGCCUUUGGCUGAGGAGGAAGGCUGGUUAUAAGAAAAAAUUAUGGAAGAAGACGGCUGCAAGGAAAAAGCGCCUGAGGGAAUUUGUGUUCUGCAAUAAAACCCAGAGUAAACUCUUAGAUAAAAUGACGACGUCGUUCUGGAAGAGGCGAAACUGGUAUGCUGACGAUCCUUACCAGAAGUACCAUGACCGAACAAACCUGAGAGUGUAGGUCAGAAGUGCUGUGACGCCCCUGUUACUGGAUAUGCAUCUUUGGGUAUAUGAUGUCUUUGCAAAAAUGAAUGUAAGAGUUGAUGUACUGACUGAUAUGGAAACAUAGUACCAACAUUAAACUUAUCAGAGUUUUAAAAUGUAA